Messenger RNA from Enhydra lutris kenyoni (northern sea otter), 1061 nucleotides. It is a transcript of the gene PLLP, whose product is annotated as plasmolipin. Gene Ontology annotation, molecular function: structural constituent of myelin sheath. Gene Ontology annotation, cellular component: membrane. The record is from RefSeq and is a predicted model, not a curated record. The transcript has 4 exons. NCBI's taxonomy places the organism in Eukaryota, Metazoa, Chordata, Mammalia, Carnivora, Mustelidae. Bases 1 to 549 code for a protein of 182 amino acids. Gene Ontology annotation, biological process: myelination.
AUGGCCGAGUUCCCGUCGAAAGUGAGCACGCGGACCAGCAGUCCCGCGCAGGGCGCCGGCGCCUCCGUCUCCGCGCUGCGCCCGGACCUGGGCUUUGUGCGCUCCAGCCUCGGUGCGCUCAUGCUGCUGCAGCUGGUGCUGGGGCUGCUGGUGUGGGCCCUGAUUGCCGACACCCCAUACCACCUGUACCCGGCCUACGGCUGGGUCAUGUUCGUGGCUGUCUUCCUCUGGCUGGUGACAAUCGUCUUCUUCAUCCUCUACCUGUUUCAGCUGCACAUGAAAAUGUACAUGGUGCCCUGGCCACUGGUGUUAAUGAUAUUCAACAUGGGCGCCACUGUUCUCUACAUCACGGCCUUCAUCACCUGCUCUGCCGCCGUGGAGCUGACGUCCCUGAAGGGCACCCGGCCUUAUAACCAGCGUGCGGCCGCCUCUUUCUUUUCGUGUUUAGUGAUGAUUGCCUACGGAGUGAGCGCUUUCUUCAGCUUCCAGGCCUGGCAGGGAGUGGGCAGCAAUGCGGCCACCAGUCAGAUGGCUGGGGGCUACGCCUAGACCACGCGUGCCAUGGCCCCCAGCGUGGGGCGGCCCACAAGCCCGAGGCCUGAGCCCUCUGUGGAGUCGGCCUAGAAGGGACUACGCUUGCUCUGCUCUGCUCGUCAGACUCCUAAGGAAUCAGGAUCGUUCCCUCUGGUUUGGCCCAAGUCAGCAUGCACAGGGGCUGGAAGGAGGCCAGUGGCUGGGACCGCCUGCCCAUCCUCCGUAUGUAGUGGAAGGCGACGGGGGAUACAGGCCUCUCAGUGUCUCUGCUUUGUCUUUAGAAGACCUCAGUGUCCCAGGCUGGGGCCCAGGCUUCUCACCAACACUAAGUACACUAACAAGGACUCCAGACCUGCAGUCCCUGACCUUCUGUAGAAUAAACCUAACAAGCCAUGUGUAUUUAUCUUAGUCUUUGUUCUGGGACCGCAGAGCAAGUUUUUGAAACUGGUCUGGGUCCUUAAAAACACAGGGGUUUUUUUUGUUACUGUUUUGGGGGGUUUUUUGUAAGUAAGUCUUGAACUCACAAC